AUCACUCCCGUGCAAUAAUACUCAUUCCGUAGGAAGGUCUGACGAUUCUUUUGGUUUGGUCUGGCCUUUCACUCCAGCCGUCGAGUAAACUGCGGAGAGAAUCUUACACGAGCAAACUCACGGCGGAAACAUACUCAGGGCGAUGACUAUGUGUUUCAGACUGUAUCAGCAUGAGCGCAUCAACACUGCUUCAGAUUGUCCUAACCGGCACGCAAACCCACUACGAAAACAGAGGCUUAAUAGAUGAUAAGAGACUCGAUCACCUCUUGAGAUGCGGGAAACAAAUUCUAUAUAAGUCCCAUCAGGAGAGCGAUGUACGGUCCGCGCUAGGGUUCAAUCCCCGAGUAUGGGAGGGACUUACUCGAGUCCUCAGUGUGGCCAUUCCAGCCCUUGAACAACAAUCCUUUGCCUGGAAAAAUCCUCCUGCCUCGAGUUACAAUGGAAGCAGUUCGGAGUUGAUCGCAGCGCAUUACCUUUCACUGGUCAAGGAUAUCGAGCGGCUAAAUGACCUUUGCACUAUUGCGCGUAACCUCCUGGCGACGACCAAAAAGGCUCAGAACUUGGCUGCAGAAAAGAGUUUCGAUCAACAGAUUCUCAAAUUGAUCGAUGUGUGUGUUCGGGUCACAGCAAGAGGAUAUGAUGGCGAGGCGAACCCGAGAAACGAGGAGAGGUGGCAGAAGGUGGUCAAUCUGUACAAAAGACUGCUGAUAACAUGUCUACAAUUCCUACACAACUUCAUAAUGCACAACGAGCAGCGGAAACUGGUACUCUGGCUGGAUCUAUUCGGUCAAUCUCAGACGCAUGGAAAUGAAGGUAAUAUUGUUCAAGAGCCUGAAAUGGAAGACGGGGUCAAUAACGAAGCUACUGCGUCGCGAGAAGACAGGAUUCAAUCUGCUGCAGAAAAGUUGGCCUCCCAUGAUCAGCAAGGGUCGAAUGGCGAAUUGGCAUACAAUGUGGAUGACGUGCACGCCCUGUUCGACAUGAUGAGCACGAACAAAGAACCGGAUGAAAAGACACAGGAAGCGGCAAGAGUGCUUAUGGACAAGAUUCGAGCCGACAUGGAGACUCUCUCUGGUAUGAGUGCCAGUCAACUGGACAGCAACCCAGAUGCUUUGCUCAAAGUUGGGGCGGAUUUGCGUGCUCAUAUGCCAGUUGGUCCAGACUCUACUGCAACAGCGAUUCCCAAACAAAUCGAACAAAAUGGAAGUCACCCAGUCACCAAUGGUACCAAAGCUAAUGGCCAGGCCCAUUCAACACACCCCAGCCGACUGCCAGACUUGGGCACAUACAGUGACCUCACUGAAUCUGGACAAGACCUCGCCGAAGAGGAUCUGAAGAUGUCCAGAACGGCACAAUCCGCGGCAGCGACGUUACAGGAAGCCAAGGACGAACUUAUGGCACGCUUACAUGAGUCGGCACCUAUUGUGGAUGAAAAUGGCGACCAAAUUUAUGACGAGGAUGGCAAUCCUGAGGGCGAGUAUGAUGACGACUUAAUGGACAGCGUCGAAGACAGCAUGGAAGAGGAAGAAGACGACGAUGAGGACUACCGCGGUUCAGGCGAUCAGGAGAGAGGUCUGCUCACCGACGUCCCUCUCGUUUUAGGGCCAACGGAAAUCGAGGCUCUUCCGAUGAUUAUACAGGCCGGUAUUGUGGACAAUUUUGGUUCGAAGAACGGCGAACGGCAAGGCGUGAAGAACAUGCAGGCCGUUCGGUGUCAUAUCCUCCUGGCACAAGAAGCAGGACGCAAUGUGCUGCGAGAACUGUUGAUAUUCAUUGCGGCCUGGGAUUUGCCUGACGACGAAUUCUACUUCAAAAUGAUGGUCCAGAUCAUGGAGGCCAUUCUCAAGAACGGAUUGAUGUCUCAUGCCUAUUCCGACUUUGGGCAGCCGAAAGAUAUCAUCUCUCCUGCACAAGCUGUGGUCAUCAAGAUCCUCACGCACAUUUUCCGGGCCAAAUACAGUCCUGCUUCGGCCUCGCAGGACUCGAACGAGCAACCUCCACCCAAACCACGGGUCCCUGCGCCGUUGAGCAGAGUCGACGUGUUGACAGUGCGGUAUAUCUUCAUUGUCUUCCGCGGCAAUAUCAUACCCGAGACAUGCGCUCUUAUUUACUUGCAGGGUCAGAUAAGAGCUGGCCUUGCCCUGGCUGAGGACUUCCCGCUCAAUCUCUGGGACAUGGAACGCGUUUAUGAAGGCGUUUACCAAUUCCUGGAGUUCUUUGCGGUUUUGACGGAGAACAAUGACUGGAAACGUCUGCUCGUGCAAUGGGAAAUUGUAUAUGAUUUGGUGACAUUGAUCAAGGAACUUGACAAUAGUAUUGCCAAAGUGCCGCUCACCAAGUCCAUGCCACCAGCAACGGCAAACGCGGCGACAAAUGGCACGACGGCGAUCGAACCAGAAUCUGCCACCUCGACAACUGCCGCUCCCGUCGCUGUUGAGAGACCGUAUGAUGCGGCGGCACUUGAUCCCGUGACGCAGCAACCCGCAGACCAAAACGUUGAGUCUGAGUCGCUACCACCACCUUCGAAUCCUUCGCCCCCGCCAGCAGUAACGGAGGAGCCUGCGGACUUUGAAUGGCGCAACCUCAAGAAAUUGAUUGUUCUGGUGCUGUCAAGUCUAGUAUGGAAGUCGCCGACAGUGCAGAAUCAGAUACGGGAGUACGGCGGUGUCGAGACGAUAUUGAGUUGCACACAGUACGAUGCAUGCAACCCGUACAUCAAAGAGCACGCCGUCAUGUGUCUGAAGUUCUUACUCGAGUCCAACCCGGAGAAUCAAGCACUCGUUUCGAGUCUGGAAGCACGAGAAGUCGCGCCGACUGAUACAGUGACUAAAGAGGCGCUGGAGAAGAUGGGUGCGAAUCUAGACGUCGAAAACGGAAAAGUCAAGAUCACGGCCGCGAGCAGGAAAGCUUCGUGGGUAAAGAAUCAAAUCGCAGAACGGGAGAGAGAACGGUCGAGAGGCAGUGUGAAAGAAAAUGGGCGGGUGCUGGGGGAGAUUGAUGAUGUUGCUGACCUCAUCGAUGAUACGCAUUUGCGUGAGGACAGUGGCACUAGUGGUAAUGGGACUGAAAAAGGAAAAGGGAAAGAAAAGGUCGUGCAAGAUGAUGACGACGAUGAGAUUGAGUUCAUGUGAGCUAUCAGUGCUGGACUAUGUCUCAUGUGGCUUUGUACAGGACUACUGGUCGACUACGACUAGAGCAUGAGCUGGUGUACAUGUAGAACUACUGCUGAAAUAUCAGUCUUGAUUGUCAAAUUGUCAAUCCCAGUCCUCAUUAGGACU
Molecule: messenger RNA, 3278 nt
Organism: Exophiala viscosa
Lineage: Eukaryota; Fungi; Ascomycota; Eurotiomycetes; Chaetothyriales; Herpotrichiellaceae
Product: spinocerebellar ataxia type 10 protein domain-containing protein
Exons: 2
Coding region: 171-3131 (986 amino acids)
Cellular component (GO): cytosol
Source: RefSeq, a predicted model, not a curated record